AUGGAGAAGGAUAAAAAGGAUAGGAGGGAGGAGGAUAAGGAGGGGGUUAAGGGAGAUAAAGGGGAGGAGGAUAAGGAGGGGAGAGAAGGGCGACGAGGAACGGAGCAGGUAUGGCUUGGAAGGGAUGGGAAAGCUUUCGCGGAUUUGCAGUUUUCAAACCUUGAGUUGCUGCUACCGUCAGCAAGAGCAGCGGGUAUUUACUUUGUGCGCCGACCAGAGGGGUCGGAAGCAGGGGAGGACGAGGGGGGAGAAGCGGGGGAGGACGUGGGGGGAGAAGCGGGGGAGGACGCGGGGGGAGAAGCGGGGGAGGACGCGGAGCAGCACGAAGAGGAGGAGAGGGAAAGGAAAGAGGAGGGGGAGGAUGAUGAGGCGUGGUCGCAGUUGCGGCAUGAGGCAGUUGCUCUAAGCAAUCACACCUUUCAACAGCAUAAACGCCACAAGGGAAGCCAGCCAUUCACCUCGCCUCACUUACACCGUCCUAUAUCCCAUUCUCCCCGGCGUCGGCUCAUCAUGAGCUGGCAGAAGGAUGACGUGUCGUCUGAGGGUGACGCGGCACCCCCCUCACGGCGGCGCCAGCUCAUCAUGAGCUGGCUGAAGGACGCGUGGGUGCGCAGCGUGGCGUUCCGCCUGAACGGCGACCCCCGGGAGGACCGAUUCCUGGUGGGCAGUCAGGCGGACCAGGGCUACCAGUGGCAGUGGACGGACGGGGUGGUGGGACCCAGCUGGAGAAGCCCCUUCGUGCAAAACCUCUCUUUGGAUAUGGAUGCCCUAGGCUCGUGCGCCAAGGUGCUGCCCCCCGAAGUGUUUGACGAGCCCACGCCCAUCCUCACCCCCACGCCAGUCACAGGCGAGCACCUCGCAACGCUCUCCUCGCCGCUCUUCGACCCACAGCCCCUCCCUGCAUAUGCUAACGAGGGGCUUCAAGGGGUGAUAGAGGAGAUUGUGAGGAGGAAACGGUGGGGCGAGGGUGGUGGGAGUGAGGGUGGAGGAAGAGGAAAAGGGGGAAUGAGAGAGAGUGAGGGCCGUAGGGGGAAGAGAAGGGGGGAGGAAGGUGAAGGGGUUGGGAGGGGGGGUGAGGAGAGGAUGCAUUUAGGAGGGGAGGAGGAGGGAGGGGUAGAAGAAGGGAGGUCCGUAGGGAAAGAGAGAGGCAAAGAGGGAGGGGCAGAGGGAGGGAGAUGGGGUGGUGGUGGUGGGACAAGGCGCAGGCUGGUUGGGAGGAGAGUGGGGGUGGAGGAGGUCGGAACACCCCAUUCGGGUCUUCUUGGUGGUGGCGGAGAGAAGGAGCAGAGCAAUGCAGAGCAGAGAGAGGGAGGGGGUCUUGCAGGGAGAGAGCGUGGGAGCGGGGGGCCAGCAGCAGAAGCAGAAAGGGGGGGUGAGGAUAAGGCCUCUUCUGUUGAUAGCGAGUCAGCUUAUGGAGAGGAUGGUGGGGAGAGCGAGCAGGCGGGCGGUGCGAGAGUGAAGAAAGGCACUGGGCUGCGGCUGCAAUUCGACGUGGCCAUUCAGAUCCGCACAGCCACCAACUUGGUGGAGCAACCUUCAUGUCACAAGGCUCCCUCCUCUCUUUCUAACCUUCCGUCCCUUCUAAUCAUCUCGCCCUCCUUCCGUUCCACCAUUCGUCCCCAUCCCCUCCCUCCGACCACCAGCUUGGUGGAGCACCCCUCAUGCCACGAGGCAGACAGGGAGUGUGAGCACGAGCAGCAGCAGCUGAGGGCAGCAGAAGCGGCACACAUGCAGCAGUUUCUCACACCCGACAAGUGGGCCUGCAUCACGCGCCUCCUCCUCUUCCUCCGCACCCGCAAGUCCGGCAUCAAGCUGCCCAACCCCUCCAACAACAACCCCGAUCCCUUGCUCUCCCUGCUGCAGUCCUUGGCUGGUCGGGCUAGUCAGGCUGGUCAGGGAUUAGUGAAGGAAGAGGGUGGGCGAGGGUCGAAAAGAGCGCGCGGUGCUGGGGAUCUUGGGGAUGGGUUGGAGGGGAUUGAGAGCGGUGCUUUGUCUUCUCUGAAGCCGCUUUCCGUCUUUUUGGCAACGGACAACGAGAACCUGCGGCCGCAGUUUGUGGAUAAGAUCGGGCCGGUGGCUGGGGAUGUCUUUUUCUCCACUGGCGCUGUCACUCACACGUCAAAAAGCGGCGCUGCUGCUGCUGCUGCUGCUGCUGCUGCUGCAGCAGCAGCAACAGGAGGAGGCUACGCUAACGGCAGCAACUGCGGCGCGUGUUUCCAGAUGCGGUGCACCGGCCACCCGUCGUGCAAGCCGGGGAUCAUGACAGUGCCCGUUACUGUCACGAAUAUCUGCCCGCCGAAUGCGCCCGGCGGGUACUGCGCGAAGAAUAAGCGGAGCAUCACACUGCCCAAUCCCGUGUGGAAUCAGAUGUCGAAGGAUCCCUCCGCCGGCGUUGUUCCCGUGGAGAUUAAGCGCGUCAGGUGCCGGCGCGUGGGUGGCGUCGCAUUCAAUAUCACUGGGAAGGAGUACUACGUCACCGCCUUGCCUCUCAACGUGGCCGGAGCUGGCGCCUUAAAGCGCGUUGACAUCUCGAUCGCGCGCGGCCCGUGGAUGGCUAUGCGCAAGAGCUACGGCGCUGUGUGGGACCUGCCGGGCCUGCCCGUGGUCGGCAUGUCGCUCUCCUUCCGCCUCUGGCCCGCCCUCGGGACUCUCCCGCUCGAGGCGUGGGAUGCUGUUCCCGCGAAUUGGCUGAGAAAAAAAAGCCUCCUUCUCCUCCUGUGCUGCUACGUGUUCCCCGCCGCACGUGCCGCCGCUUUUCCCGCUCCGCGCAGCGCCGUGCCUCCUCCCCCAAGUGACGAUCAACGUAACGCGCGAGUCCCACCUCUACCUUCGAAAGAACUACCCCGCCAAUCAGCGCCUUUCCUCCGCCGCGCAUUUCCGCGUCUUUCUCCCGUCUUCCAUGUCUUCUCCGCCACCACCACGAUGGGCAAGCAUACAGCACGGAAACAUCUUGAACCGCUCCCCCCUGGUUCCCCUUGUCCUGCCCCCGCCAAUCCCAUUCCCUCGAUCCCAUUCCCUCGAUCCCAUUCCCUCGAUCCCAUUCCCUCGAUCCCUUUCCCUCAAUCCCAUUCCCUCGAUCCCAUUCCCUUGAUCCCAUUCCCUCAAUCCCAUUCCCUCGAUCCCAUUCCCUCGAUCCCAUUCCCUCGAUCCCAUUCCCUCGGCCUCUCCACCCCCCACAGCGCCAUGGUAACAAAGAUCGUCAACACCAACAACGUGUUGGUCAUCGGGAUCGUCAACACCAACAACGUGUUGGUCAUCGGGGUGAAUUUCAAGAUAAAAUCCACCGCACUCCACCCCUCCCCUCCACCCUCCCACAGCGCCAUGGUAACAAAGAUCGUCAACACCAACAACGUGUUGGUCAUCGGGGUGAAUUUCAAGAUAAAAUCCACCGCACUCCACCCCUCCCCUCCACCCUCCCACAGCGCCAUGGUAACAAAGAUCGUCAACACCAACAACGUGUUGGUCAUCGGGGGCAACGUGUACGGGCGGGUGGAGGUGGCGAGAGCUAAUCGCUCGCGGGUCGACUCAAUGGAUGUGCUCGUGAAGGCCACCACCAGCCCGGAGCCAUUGUGUGUGGGAAUCAUGCUGUACCGAGGGGCAGUGGGAGUGAACGUGGCAGGCAACCGGCUGUCGCACCUCACCGUCGCAAGCCUUCAUCCCCCCCUCUCUCCUGCUUCCCGUUUCGAUCGCAGUGUGGGAAUCAUGCUGUACCGAGGGGCAGUGGGAGUGAACGUGGUGGGAAACCGUCUAUCACACUUCACCCUUGCAAGCCUGCAACUGGGAUGGGGGCAGACGAACGUGGGCGAUGCAAUGCUCACCCUCGUUGCCCACAACGACAUUAUUCAUAGCUUUGGGCAGCUGGGGGAUUGUUCGGGUAUUUACCUCGGCACGCACUGGGUGAACCCUGGAAAUAUUCUCCGGUGCAACUACGUUCAAGGGGGUGGGCACUGCCUGUAUUUCGACUGGGUGUCGUCGGGAGUGAUCGUGGAUGGGCUCGUGUGCGUGCAAACUGCAGAUGGGCUGAAGCUAAACACUGGGAAGAAUAACGAGAUUCGGGGAAUGGUGGUUAUAGACAGCAAGCAGCCGCUAGCAGGGUACAUCUCGUGCCAGAAUUACGGAGUGAACAACUGUGACAAGCCCAACGGGAUCAAGUGGAACAACGACCUGCUCACCUACUACCAGACGCCAGGGAUCAAGAAGGUGAGCCGCUGUGACGCCUCAGAGGUUUAG
Messenger RNA from Closterium sp. Naga37s-1, 4230 nucleotides. NCBI's taxonomy places the organism in Eukaryota, Viridiplantae, Streptophyta, Zygnematophyceae, Desmidiales, Closteriaceae. The record is from the annotation of a GenBank genome assembly.